Molecule: messenger RNA, 2468 nt
Organism: Salmo salar (Atlantic salmon)
Lineage: Eukaryota; Metazoa; Chordata; Actinopteri; Salmoniformes; Salmonidae
Product: nascent polypeptide-associated complex subunit alpha
Cellular component (GO): nascent polypeptide-associated complex
Source: RefSeq, a predicted model, not a curated record
AGAUGUAUUUUUGUUGUUGUGUAAAGCCACCACUGGGAAACAAGAGAACGACCCGGAAGAAGUUAGUGCAAAAAUGUGAUACUGCGAGACCGAGGUCAGAAAUUCUCUCUCACAACCAUCUUGGAUAUAGAAUCCUAACUCGACACAAGCAUGCCUGGUGAAGCUACAGAGACUGUCCCGGUCACUGAGCAGGAGAUGCAGCAGCCACAAGUUGAGACUGCCGUUCCCUCUGCCCCUGCAAGUGUGGCUACCUCCCAGGAACCCCAGGCUGCUUCUGGCCCUGCCAAGCCCAAAGGCAAAGAGGCCAAGGGUGGCUCUACCCCAAAGGCUGUCCCUGGCAGAAGAAAAAAGUCCUCGAUGUCUGCCUCCUCCUCUUCUCCUACCUCCCCAAAGCCAACCUCCUCAACACCCCGUUCCCCCUUAGCUACCUCACCUGGGGCGUCUGGAGCUCCCAGCCAGGGCAACCGUGCUGUCCCAAAGGUUGUAAAGGCUGGCAAACAAGGAAAGGCUAAGAAAGGAGAGGCUUUCAAGCCUGCUGCUGAUCUGCCAGCCCCAGCCAAGGCUCCUGCCCCCACAGAGGCCAAACCGGUUCCUAUUGAGGUUAAAGCUGCUCCUGCACCAGUACUGGCCAUGCCAGCACCUGUUGCUGCAGAUCCUGCACCUGCCUCACCCAUCUCUCCCAAGCCUGAGGCCUUCAAAGUGACUUCAAAGCCUGCUGUAUCAGCCCCUAUGUCAUUUGCUGACGCUGUUGCCUCUAGCCCACAUAAAGCUGCCCCUGAAAUGCCCAAGGCCAAGCCUAAGCCUGUGCCCAAAGCUGAGGUGAAAGAGGUCAAGGCAGCCCCUGCACCAGCUAAGCCUGCUCUGGAGGAUGAUGACCUUCCACCUCUCAUUCCACCAGAGGAGCCAGUAAAGAUGCCAGUCUUCUCACCCCCUACAGUAGUAGAGGCUCCUAAGCCUGCCCCAGUUGCUUCUCCAGCUCCCCCUAAACCAGCUCCAGUUGAGCCCGUUGUAGCUGCAUCAGCUCCGCCCAGGCCUGCGCCAACUAAGCCCGUUGUAGCUACACCAGCUCCGCCCAAGCCUGCGCCAACUGAGCCCGUUGUAGCUACACCAGCUCCGCCCAAGCCUGCGCCAAUUGAGCCCGUUGUAGCUGCACCAGCUCCACCCAAGCCUGUGCCAACUAAGCCCGUUGUAGCUGCACCAGCUCCGCUCAAGCCUGUGCCAACUAAGCCCGUUGUAGCUACACCAGCUCCGCCCAAGCCUGCGCCAAUUGAGCCUGUUGUAGCUACACCAGCUCCGCCCAAGCCUGCGCCAAUUGAGCCCGUUGUAGCUACACCAGCUCCGCCCAAGCCUGCGCCAAUUGAGCCCGUUGUAGCUGCACCGGCUCCACCCAAGCCUGCGCCAAUUGAGCCCGUUGUAGCUACACCAGCUCCGCCCAAGCCUGCGCCAAUUGAGCCCGUUGUAGCUGCACCGGCUCCACCCAAGCCUGCGCCAAUUGAGCCCGUUGUAGCUGCACCGGCUCCACCCAAGCCUGCGCCAAUUGAGCCCGUUGUAGCUACACCAGCUCUGCCUAAGCCUGCGCCAACUAAGCCCGUUGUAGCUACACCAGCUCCGCCCAAGCCUGCGCCAAUUGAGCCCGUUGUAGCUGCACCAGCUCCACCCAAGCCUGCGCCAAUUGAGCCCGUUGUAGCUUCCCCUAAGCCUGUUGAAGUAGCCGUUGUACCACCUCCAGUUUCAAAACCUGCCCCCACCCCUGCUAAAACCCCAACCAUACCGGAGCCUGUGACCAAGAAUGAGGGGUCUGGCACUGAAUCGGACAGCGACGAGUCUGUACCAGAUCUGGAGGAACAGGACUCCGCACAGACACAGCAUGCACAGCUUGCAGCUGCUGCAGAAAUAGAUGAGGAACCCGUUAGCAAAGCCAAACAGAGCCGUAGUGAAAAGAAGGCACGAAAGGCAAUGUCUAAGCUGGGUCUCAGGCAGGUGACGGGAGUCACCAGGGUUACCAUUCGCAAGUCUAAGAACAUCCUAUUCGUCAUCACCAAACCAGAUGUCUACAAGAGCCCUGCAUCAGACACUUACAUUGUCUUUGGUGAGGCUAAGAUCGAGGAUCUCUCACAGCAAGCCCAGUUAGCAGCGGCAGAGAAGUUCAAGGUACAGGGAGAAGCUGUGUCGAACAUCCAGGAAAACACACAGACGCCCACCGUACAGGAGGAGAGCGAAGAGGAAGAGGUUGACGAGACCGGGGUCGAGGUGAAGGACAUUGAACUUGUGAUGUCACAAGCCAACGUGUCGCGAGCGAAGGCCGUACGCGCCUUGAAAAACAACAACAACGACAUUGUCAACGCAAUUAUGGAAUUGACGAUGUAGGCUGCUGGAGUCGAAGGGGUUCUGAAAGGUUGCUGAUUUUAAUCUAUCGUUGGUACAAUUUCUACCCAAGAUGGAAAUAAAGUUGUGGCUUGGUAAAUCGA